CGGGGGGAACAGAAAAAGGGGGAAAAUGUUUCACAGAGCUUGGAAGUUGCACACUGGGCUAUUGAAUUGCGCGCAGUGCACGCGCUCGGUACUCGCGAACUCUUCUCUAGCACUCACUGAACCGAGCUCCAACUUUCCACCGCGUCGCGCGGAGAAGCGGAAACUGCACACCGCCUCAACACCGAGAGCUGGAGCGGAAAGCGCGGGCGGCAAGUAAUGCUCGCUGCACAGCGCGAAGCGGAAGCGAGUUGACAGACAGAAGAGAUAUAUCUGCAGUCAGAAACCGAAUCCUGAGUGAAGGGAAAACAAACACAACAGAAACGCUCGCGAGGGAGGAUCACCGCUCAACACAAGCACAGCGUCCAGUCGGCUGACUCAAUCGAUCAGUUCACGCGCGCGUUCUGCUGCGGCUGCGAACCGAAUCAGGAGUCGGCUCAGCGAACUGAACACACUGCUUACGGUUUAGAAGAUUAACAGAAAGAGGGGCCAAUAUUUCUGGAAAUUGGUGAACGGCGAGCUAGAGGGCGGGCGGUUGAUGAAACCCUCCCACAAAUCCUUUCCACUCCUCCUCUGAGCUCCUCCCACAGCCCUGUCUCCAUGGCGAUGAGCAGCGACCCCGGGUACGUGGAGCCGGAGCUCGACUCCGACUCCUCUUCCACCUCCUCAUCCCCAAUGCCUCUCUCCGCCAAGAUGGCCGCCAUCACCAUAACCGACCCCUCCAUCAACGGGUUGAGAAAUGGGGCGGGGCAUAAGAGGGCUCCACCCCAAAGGCCACACCUCUCCGGCAGGAAGAUGUCGCUUCAGGAGAGAGGGACGUACCUGUCAGCAGGGGGCGGGGCCGAGCGCAUCUCUCACAUUUCACCACGCUCUGCACGACGGCCAACUAUCGAGUCCAAGCGGGUGUCCAUUUCAGACUCACAGGACUGCAUCCAGCUUAACCAGUACAAACUGAAGAGUGAAAUUGGGAAGGGUUCUUAUGGUGUGGUCAAACUGGCCUACAAUGAGGAUGACGAAAAGUAUUAUGCAAUGAAAGUGGUAUCUAAGAAGAAGCUGAUGAAGCAGUGUGGAUUUCCACGUCGCCCUCCUCCUCGAGGCCCUAAAGCAGCUGUGGGGGAACAGCUGAAAGUGCUUGGGCCCCUUGAGAGGGUUUACCAAGAAAUCGCCAUCCUAAAGAAGCUAGAUCACCUGAACAUAGUCAAACUGGUGGAGGUCCUGGACGACCCAGCCGAGGACAACCUGCACAUGGUGUUUGAGCUAAUGCAGAAAGGCCCGGUGAUGGAGGUGCCUACAGACAACCCUUUAACUGAGGAGCAGGCCCGUCUCUACUUCAGAGAUAUUGUCCUGGGCAUCGAAUACUUGCACUAUCAGAAGAUCGUCCACCGGGACAUCAAGCCCUCGAAUCUGUUGCUUGGAGAUGACGGCCAUGUGAAGAUUGCCGAUUUUGGUGUUAGUAACCAGUUUGAGGGUAACGAUGCCUUGCUCUCCAGCACUGCAGGGACACCGGCUUUCAUGGCCCCAGAGACUCUGUCUGACAACCGCAAGAGCUUUAGCGGAAAGGCUCUUGACGUGUGGGCAAUGGGAGUGACACUUUACUGCUUUGUGUUUGGGAAGUGUCCUUUUAUCGAUGAGUACAUCCUGGCUCUGCAUAACAAAAUCAGGAGCAAGCCUGUGGAGUUCCCCGAGACACCAACUAUCAGUGAAGGCCUGAAGAAUCUGAUCCUGAAAAUGCUGGACAAGGACCCUAACACCAGGAUAACCAUUCCUCAGGUUAAGCUGGACUCCUGGGUCACGCAGGAUGGCACUGACCCGUUGCCUUUGGAAGAGGAACAUUGCACUGUAGUAGAGGUCACAGAAGAGGAGAUUCAGAACUCGGUCAAAUUUAUUCCCAGUCUGUCUGCUGUGAUCCUUGUGAAGGCCAUGCUGCGGAAGCGCUCUUUCGGGAACCCUUUCGAGUGUCCCAGCAGGAGGGAAGAAAGGUCCAUGUCUGCCCCGGGCAGCCUGCUCAUGGACUCGUGGCCGUUUCGUCCCUCUCUUAAACUCCACCCUUCUUUAAGGAAAGGUAGCAGCGGAGAAGCUGGACGAGAGGUGGAGCUGGAGGACCUGCAUGAAGAUGAACCGCCCUCUUCUGAUGAUCACUCAUAAGUGUAUGCGCAUAUCGGCCAUAAGCUCCGCCCCUUUACUCAUUCCUAUUGUACAGGCAGACUUAAAUCUUACUUUUCACAUUAACAUAACCUUCAUAAACGCUAAAAGAACAUCGUGAAAUUUGAAUUUGCAAACUGUUCGUCCAUAUACGUAUUCCUAACUGCUUUCUAAUUCUUUAAUGAAGUGUCUUAUUCCAAAGCCUUUUGACGCUGGUGAUUUGGCCAGAUCUACCUUGCUUUGUGAUCGACACAUGGAUCCUACCUUUUUUUUUCUGGAUACCGCUCCUCUUCUUGCCACACCCACUGUGCAAAGCCACUCCCCCCGCCUCCUGCGUUGCUAUUCAGAGGAAAUCUCUUGUAUGGAGAGAAGUCUGGGAUGUGAAGCAACCUUCAAGAACAUUCCGUAUCGUUUUAUAUCUAGAUGUUUGGAGAUGUUUCACAGAAGCUGCUUUCUGCUUCUUCUUCUUUUUUUCCUCUCUUUCUCUCUCCUCAUGCUCUCAGCAUGCACCUUACUCUUCGUCCUUCAUGAAUCGAGAUUGAAAUUUUCAGUGAAUUGAGAAAAAUUUAUUUUAUUUUUGACUUGCAAUGUACGAUCGAACAACAAACUUAACAUUAUAGCAUUAUUUUAAAAACAUCGUUGAUACCAUGGCUGGACAGCCAGAAGAUUCGGAACUCAUUUUAAGGAACGUCGAUUGAACAUCUCGCUAGAACCGUACACAAGUGAACGAAGGGAUGAGCAGCAUUUUGUACAUAUGUAAUGUAAUUUCGAUGUUGUCCUGCCUUGUUAUGCUUUGCAUAUUGUAAUAUUUAUUGUACACAUGGCCAGUUUUGGACUGCUUGCCAUUUUGGUAUAUAUACACACACACACACACACACACUCACACAUUAAUUGAAGAUUGUGUUUUUUUUUAUUCAAGUGGGCAAAACUCAGCCACUAUGAGAGGGCUAUGAUAUUUUCACACAAGCACACAUUUCAGAAUAGGGCUAACAUGCAAAUGUUAGAGGGCUCCUCAUUUGAAACACACACAGCUACACAUCACUAGCACACUGCAUGAUGGUGAAUGUCGCAAAUCCACCAUUUAGACUUUAGUAAAACAGAAACCAUAUCCUGUGUCACAAUGUGCUAUUGUCUCCCUGAAUAUGUCAUCAUUUACCGAGUCUCGCCACUCGCAGUGGCUUAUUUGUCAGCUGACGAGAGAUACCCGACAGUUUGCCUGUCAUAAACGCAUACAUAAACAAAGUCACCGAGCGUGUGUUUGUGUAGAAAGCGAGAAGAUCUCUCUCGCCACAGUGUUGUGCAAUCUGAAUGCAGUGAUUAGCAUCAAGCCCAGCACAUCGACUGUUAUUCAACAUGACCACCUCCCCUUUGUCCUGGAUUACAUUCGUACAACAUUCAAACUCGGUCAGGGACAGGAAGCUGCUUUAACAAGAACUUCAGGCUGCCGAUAAUCAAACUUUUUUUUUUUUUUUAAUUGGCCGCCAUUUAAAUCGCAGUUAAAUCUCAUGCAGUUAAGAAGCAAUAAUUCCUUUUCUGAUCAGAUGAAUAUUGCAGUGAUGUCUCUUGAUGGUGCCAAUCAUCAUAACUGCUAAUUAAACAGCGCGCGUGUUUUCUCAACAUGAUUUAUUUUAUUAUAAACUGUUAGAUUUCUGCAUAAUAAAAAGCAGCCUAUUAAUCCCUGUAAAUAUUACAGCAGCCAGGGAGCCCUUCCAAAGUGACGAUGGCAGCGCCUGAUCCUACUAUUGAAAUAUUAAGCGCAUCACAUUGCAUAUUUAUUUAUUUAUUUAUAUAUUGGCACCAUUAUUAACGGCACCUUUGCUCGAUUUGCUAGAGUUGUAAGGUGAUGAGUUUGAAUUUCACCUGAGAAAGACACUUAAAGGGAAAAAUCUUCCUUGAACAACUUGCACAUUAAUCUUUAUCCAACUUUUUUUUUAUCUGACAGAUUGGUCUAUUUUCACUUUGAAUCCCUACAUUACCCAUGUUCGAUUGCACACUGGUGGUGAUGCCAGUGAAAUCUCAUUUCUAUCUAAAGAGAGCGGCAGCGCUUUAGUCCUUUAGUCUGUCCAGUGCUUUUACCUCCUCAUCUGUACACUUUGCUCAAACAGAUCAGCUUCCAAAACUUCGACUUUAAUGCUAAUCCUGGCGUCAAUUCCAUCAUGCCUGACAUGUCAUAAAUUGCCAACUAGCUGAGCCGAGUUUCUUCCGUAACUCAGAACUCUGGUGACAUUUUCUGUCACCACUACACUGGAUUUCUCAUUAAUAUGACAUCGAACACAGCUGCAAAAUGCUGAGUGAGAAAAUAAACUCGUUUUUUUCUUUGUUUUUUGGGAGCUAACAGUAAAACCUGGCCGUUCAAAAACCUGAUCACGUAUGCUUGAGAUUGUUUACAUUUUGUCUCCUGCAUUGUCCUUCUCACUGGAAUAACAAACGUACACCACCGACCAACAAAUUAGCCCCAGAAUCACUAAGCACGUCACGUAUAUUUUGAUAUAAACAUAUUCAAUACGUUUUAGGGUGGAGUUUUCCUCUAAGCUUCAAGUGCUUGGAUUGGAUCCUCUUUCUAUGUCACUUUUGGGCCAUAUUCAGAGUUAGAGACUUGGGUCCAAAGUUAUAUUAAUAUUCAGAUAGUGAAGUCAAAGUUAUUCAUAAUCAUAGACAGGUUACGGAACUGCUUAUGAAAAUUUUCUGUGAGGCCUACGCUUUUUUUAUGCAAAUGACUUGCCUUCAGGUUGCCAGGUUUAUCUUGAGCAGAAGCAUAGCAGACGGGGCUUUGCAGUCGCAUCUAGACCAUUGCCUUUAAACACAAGCCUAUAAGCCAGAAAAACAAUCAGGGACAGAAAAUGCAGACGGAAUACAGAAACAGCUUUUGUAUUUAAUAUGAAGAUACAUGAAUGAAAUGAUGGCAAGCAUUGAAAUAAACAUCUACUGGUCUAAUUUAUCGCCAGUAUAUUGCAGCAUUGCUAGUCCUAGUCAUAACAUUAAUCACUACAAAUUUGAUCGCCCUCGUUAUUUGGCAGCUUAUAAAAUAACACUUGAUCCAGCACAUUUAAGAUCAAGCCUUAUUGUGCACGUAAAUCAAUCGAGGCAAGAAAUAGCCAAGACAAUAUGGUCCUUUAGAUUAUAAAAUCAUGUGCCAAGUGAAUAAAAUGUUAAAAUGCCCAUUCAAUUAGGCUUAUUAUCAUAUAAUAACCAAACCGUGAGUGUAACUACUCAUUGUAACAGUACACCAACCCCUGGAGCUUUCUGGACUCCACCCGCAGGACGUUCGAUGUAGAAGAAAACCUGCACGUUAUCCAUAAUUACAUCUUGAUUUUUCCUUCUUUGCUUAUAAGAAUGGCCACCAUUGCUGUUUUAUGUACAGCUGCUUGAAUUCUUAACAGUAAAACCUUUUGUAUUCUGCCCACUGGAUGUUUGAUGGAGAGGUACGAGUUUCCACGUUACCUUGGCUCUCUGGAUGACGUAUUGACUCUCAUGUUCCCUAACAGAUGGUGUUUUCUUGUCGUUUCCCUUUAUCCCGUCUCUUACACUCUCUCUCAUGUCUCUCAGUUUCACUGGCAUGGACAGAUGCUUUACUUUAUGUAUGUGUGUAAUGUUUCGGUCAUCUCUUGUGUUUUGGAGGUGAAAUGAACACCUCUAGGAAUGUAACGUGUGUGUGAGAGUGUGAGUGAGGUGUAGCAAUGAAAGCAGGUAUGCACAUACAGCAGUGGUUUUUUGGACGCACCAUAUGGAAGUGUACAGUAGUCACAAAUCUAUUAUCGAACACAGCAUGUGGGUUUUCUAAAUGUAAUGCACGUGUCCCCUCUUUAACAUUUACUAUGCACUUGUAUGUUGUUUGUAUGUUGUGUAAUGGCAUGUCCAUGACCUCAGUAUAACAUCUGAACUCGUUACAAAAGCUCUAUCAGGUGCAGUAUCUUAAUAACCGUGAUAUGACUCAAGUAUCUUUUUAAACGUGGUACAACUCAAGGAUAAUAAUACAACCCCUUUAACACAUUCUAUUGUACACAUAUGAAAAGCUAUCGUGUGUGUGUGUGUGUCCUGCUCUGAUGUUUAUUAUACUCGUAUAGAUGCUUUAUAGUGGGAAAAAAUUAACAGUGAUAUCUGCCAUGUUGUCUCUGUUCUGGUUCAGGUCAUAGGUUGCAAUUGUGCAGUGUCUCAGUUACUUAUCUUGCUCUCUCUCUCACACACACACACACACACACACACACACACAAACACGAAAACACACACAGAGUUCAGUGGAGAAAAAAUGUGUGCAGUGCAUGGACUCUCCAUAACUUGCACUGGGAAACACUACAUUAUUAAAAACCUACUUUGGGAUGCUUUACAUUGUUUAAUUUGAGGAAAUGGCAAUGUGUGUGUGUUUUUUUUUGUUUUGUUUUUUAAAAAUAAAAUGUAGUAGCACCUGGUCACUUUUUAUGUUUGCUAGACUAAGGCUGCGUUCCAAUACUGGUCUUGACACAUUCUUAUUGACUUCCCCUUAUCUUUGUGUAUAGAAGUGACCAUUGUGUGGAAUUGUAAUCCUCAUUGGCCUCCUUAGAGUUAUUCCACUUCUCUAAUUAUAAUAAUAAGAAGAAUAAGAAGCAGAAGAAUAUAUUAAGUAUUUUUUUAUAUUAUAAGCACAGGUAUGUAAAGAGUGUUUUAGAGAAUGCAGAUCAAUUUAAUCUGAAAGAAAAAAAAGAUGACGAUGACAGAAAAAGGCAAUAAAACUGGAGGUCAAAUGAUAGAGUAGAGGUGAAGUGAAAAAUAUUAGAUAACCAUUUGGAGGGAUUGAUUCACUGGCCAGGUCCCAGCUGGCAUGCUGGCUAAUUAACACACCACCAGUUAAGCUAGCUAAUGAGCAAGCUGAAUUCUCUAGAUAAGAAAAAGUACAAUUAAUCAGUAAACUGCUUCACCUUGGAUAUGCUUUCUAACAAGGGCUAUGUUUAUAUAUAUAUAUAUAUAUAUAUAUAUAUAUAUAUAUAUAUAUAUAUAUAUAUAUAGUGUGUGUGUGUGUGUGUAUAAAUAUCUACUCGUGAUCUAGGCCUAUGUAGACAAGGGUGUGUUGAAAGCAGUAUUGGAAUGCAGUGCAGGUCUUUUGAAUCCAAAGCAUUUAUGGUUGUAGAUAUCUUUCUCUCCUUCAGUGUGUGUAGGAUGAAGUUUCAGGUUGAUUUAUCUCUAAAUGAACUACAGUUUCUCAUAUAUACAAUAAUUGUCUAAUUUAUCUUUGCUUGAGUGAGGGUCGUUGUCAGUUGUUACAUGGAUGUCUAUAUUCCUGUGCAUUAACCUGAAUGUACUUAUUAUAAUUAUUACCAAAAAAAAAAAGCAUGGCACAAAAAAAAUAAAAAUAUUGAAUGCAACUUGUUACCAUGUACAUAUGUACGAAAAUAUAUAAAGAGGAUAUUUUUUGCAUGCUUUUUGUACAUUUAGACAAAUUCAAGGACAAUAAAGAGCUCAAAACCAA
Ictalurus punctatus (channel catfish) is the source of this 7579-nucleotide messenger RNA. It is a transcript of the gene camkk1a, whose product is annotated as calcium/calmodulin-dependent protein kinase kinase 1, alpha a. Gene Ontology annotation, biological process: positive regulation of protein kinase activity; intracellular signal transduction; protein phosphorylation. The coding region runs from base 598 to 2142 and encodes 514 amino acids. The record is from RefSeq and is a predicted model, not a curated record. Lineage: Eukaryota; Metazoa; Chordata; Actinopteri; Siluriformes; Ictaluridae. Gene Ontology annotation, cellular component: cytoplasm. The transcript is spliced from 17 exons. Gene Ontology annotation, molecular function: calcium/calmodulin-dependent protein kinase activity; calmodulin binding; ATP binding.